Molecule: messenger RNA, 841 nt
Organism: Bombyx mandarina (wild silkworm)
Lineage: Eukaryota; Metazoa; Arthropoda; Insecta; Lepidoptera; Bombycidae
Product: nose resistant to fluoxetine protein 6-like
Molecular function (GO): acyltransferase activity, transferring groups other than amino-acyl groups
Source: RefSeq, a predicted model, not a curated record
GUACAUAGCCGUUGAUAUCCAGUUGUUCAUUUUUGGAUUAAUUAUAUAUCUGGUGUGCCGAACUUCAAAAUCUAGGAAGAUAGUUCUCCCAACUUGGUUUUUCAUCGGCAUCGCCAUUACAGCAGCUCACACCUACUUCGAAGACUUGGACGGCACCGUCAUGACUACUCCUGAAGUCAUUCGGAACCACAUCAGGGGAGACCCGACGUUCUUAAAAGUGUACAGACGAAGUCACACCAAUAUACCCUGUUACAUCCUGGGGAUGGGUGCAGGAUACCUGUUUUAUUAUUGGCAGAAGAUUGACCUCAAUUUGGAUAAAUUAAAGAAAUAUAACAUGCUCUGCUGGAUGGCUGGUCCCCUGCCACUAGUCCUGGAUUGUGGCAUUAUAGUUUUGGCCUCGUAUUUCUACAUGGACGCGCCUAGAUCUUCAGUUAUGUUGAGAACAAUUUAUGCUGCAACUGCGAAACCUGUUUUUGGAUUACUUUUAACAGUACUCCUAUGCGCAAUGAUCAUGAAACUUGAAAAUGUCUUUCGUCUAAUGUUCGAGUGGGAUUGGUGGGCGAUCGUGGCGCGACUCUCUUACUGCAUCUACACUCUCCAUAUGACCAUUAUUCGGUACACCGCAUCACUGUCCACCGUUCCUUUCCAGCAUUCGCCUAUGGCAAUGGCUCAAUACUACCUUUUCAUCUGGAUCGUCUCUUUGCUCUUCUCCAUUCCGCUGUGGUUGCUGGUCGAAGAACCGAUGAAUCAAAUGUGGAAACGGUGUCUAAGCUCUUCCUCUAGGACGGCGCACACACAGAAGAAAAUUGAACCGGAAUUGCAAACAAAAUCAAAGUUUUAA